This is a messenger RNA of Cyclospora cayetanensis, 3498 nucleotides long. RefSeq lists its product as uncharacterized. Lineage: Eukaryota; Apicomplexa; Conoidasida; Eucoccidiorida; Eimeriidae. The transcript is spliced from 17 exons. The record is from RefSeq and is a predicted model, not a curated record. The coding region runs from base 10 to 3498 and encodes 1162 amino acids.
CUUACUGGAAUGGCUAAAGAGAUCCUGGGAUCAAAAAUUUCGAGUGCCGGUGCGCUGCCUGAAGGCGCGUCCAUGGAUUUUGAUCCAGGCUUCAUUGAGGGGAUUUUGAGGUCUGUCCUCGUCGAGGGGACUGCUUACGCCCAGCCAUUGGCCCCAUUCUGUGUAUCUUUCAUUGAAAAUGCCCUCAUGAGCAUUAAUUCAAGGAAAAAAGGGCCCGAAGAGGCCGGCGCAGCCGCCUUUCUUCUUCUGACAUCCCUGGAUGCGCUAGUCUGUACUACUGCGAAGCUCAAAGCUACCGUCAGUGCUGCCCACCCCAGCGCCCGAGCAUCUGACAUUAGUGCGCUGGUCAAGCAAGACGCAUUGAGCGGAAGACUUGAUACUAUUCCGGAUGAUAUAGCGACACUCCUCAUACUAGAAGAGGUGUUCGAUUUACCUCCACACUACAACAAAGCAAGCAUGGGGAUACCUGAGAGCUACGCUUGUGCUCUUGGUAUAUGCAAUUUGCGCCCUUGUGUGCUCAUUGCUCUCAGAUCCAGAACAUAUCACCGGUUGUGGCGCAAACUACAAGCUAUGCUCAAGGCGAGGGCCCACAUUGAUGCUUUUUCUUGUCAUUCUUAUGAUGCAGUUGUGAAGUAUACUAGGGCACAACAGGGACAGGGAGCAGCCGAGGACAAAGCAGCGCAAAUUUCCGUUGAGAGAAAGCCUUCAACGGUAUUAAAUACCUGCAUCUUCAGCGCUAGCGUCAGAACAGCGGCCCUAGUCAUUUCUUCUGUGUCAAGCACCACGGGCAAGUCGCCUUCCACAAGUGCUUUUGUAUGUGGGUUAUGGUGGUGGUGUGAUCCAGGAAGGACCUGCGGGAGUGUCUUCGCCUGGUGGUCAGGCAGUGCCUGCAUUGUGCAAGGGCAGCCGAUUUUAGGUAGUGCCUGUAUGCACGGUAUACAAGAAACAAUUUUUAUCUCUGUGCAUCCCGUGCGCAACACAGAGGGCCAGACUGGUCAGGCAUCAGGCAUAGCGCAAGGUAGCCCCUCUACACAGCAAGGAUCUACAGGCACUCAUUAUGACCUCGAAACUCCAGGAACUAGCCAGACGGGCGCUGGAACGUUGCCCCAUGCGUCAGUGGAUGUAACGCCCAAAAGCGUUUUUGCACUGAGGUUUGGAAAGGGGGGGAUGGAAUAUGUGGAUUCAGGGAAAGUCAACCUGGCACAAGUCACAGUUCCAGGCCUUUCAGGCACAACCGUGCCUCUAACCAGCCUUCCUGUCUUCCAGGAUAAGGAUCAGCAGCCUAAAUACGGCGUACAUUUCCACGACAUUCAAACGGAUUACAUCCUUGGCAACAGGGGGACAAAGAAUGACAUAUGUAUAACGGACGCGAUGGUGUUACCUACCGGUGGCGAUUCAUAUACCCCCGGAGAAGGUCCCCCCCAAUCUCUAGCUGCUCUUGCAGCCUCCGCAGUAGAGCGGUGGUCUCUACGGAAGAUGCAUGAGGCUACCCAUGGAACCGUCACCCUAUUCCGCGAUAAUAACACCAUCGAACAGCAUGUUCAAAGACUGCUAACGAAGCAUCAUGCGAACAUCGCAGAUGCCACCACUCCUGCGCCCUCAUUUAACACUUUAACGAGCAGCGGUUGCAAAUCAUAUUCUGAUGAAGCUCGUCGUCUAUUUUACGAGUACUAUGCCUCCGCACAGCUAUUCUGGUCGGUAAAGGGCAACGAGCGGGCACACGGAAAACUCCGGUUUCGCGCUCAGCUCCUUCAAGCAAAAGCUGUAAAAUAUGGAUUCCUGGACGUCUGCGGAAAAGACUGCUAUAACAAGCCAAAGUCUAAACGGGGAGAUGUGAUGGCUAGUUCCAUCUACUCAAUGGACUACACCUUGACAAAGCUUAAUAGCAUGGCCUUCCGUGGUCUCACACUCGGCGCCGCUUUCUUUGGUGGCCUCCAAUGCACUACCCUUUCACAAAACGAAAAGUACCGAGUGGCUCACUUAUCAGUUUUGAAUUCCUGGAUGGACAAAGGCAAAAAAGUCAAGGAGCUAUCGGCGGGCAUAACUUCAGAAAUCGAAACCUAUGCACUAGGACUGGAACGAUACGUAAACAUCCUCCUUGAGCACUCCGAAACGCAAGGGCUAUUCAGUCUUGCAGCACAUUCGUGGGUGCAAAUGCGUGGCAUUUAUAACGCGGCAGAGGGCUACCUGCCUGGCAAGGGGGAUACGAUAUCUAAAAGGAACAAACAACUAGCUGCCAUUUUCGCCAAGCUUUGGUACGAGAUGGACCUUGGUAUCCGACAACCAGCGCAUUCUGUUCUCAAGCCCUUUCCUGCAAUGCUAGCUUCUGUGACGCUCCAAGUUGCCAAAGGCUUGACGCAUGUGGCCGCAGGAAUCAUCACGAACAGCUGCAAAGACCUGAAAAAAAUCGAUAUGGGUAGAGUUAAGGCUACAGUGGAAGCGUCAGGGAAGCGUCAAAACGCCGGAAAUACGAUAUUGAAGCAUAGAAACGUUUCACUCAGACGCUCUGAGCUAGAACACCAUUUAAACAUCCUGCUGUCUACGUAUGUCGAUCCGCUCGACCUCAUUCGAACAGCACAAGACCUCGCAACUCGCUGCAGUGCACAGAGCUCGGCCCUUGCCUCGGACGAACCUCCACCACAAGAAGAGACAAAGGAAAAACGGAAGCUUCCCCAAUUCAAAAAGCCACCUAAAGGAAAUCCAGACGAUGAGAGAGUUGUACAGAUGCUCACCUCAAAGUUCGUACUUGAUUCUUGGUGUUUGAAGUACAGAGAUUACGUCAUGAGGGAAUUAGCUUCAGUUCCUAAGACAACUGACAGCAACAAGCUCGUGCUAUUCUUGGACGGGGUGCUGGACAAAACAUCCGAGAUCGUGCUAGUGCCAGGAUCAGUGAAGACAUCUUGGGUGAUUAAUCUCAAGUGCCCAUUUAUGCGGGACUUUGUUGACCCACAACUGAGGCAGAGUGCGAGGCACGAGAUGUUGCAGUAUGCAUUAUCGCGCAUGAGCGCCUUCCAGCGUGUAGCUGGCAAGCUGCGGGCCAUUAAAAAUUGGUUUUCAAAGAAAUUUACAUGGAGGAGGAAGAAUCGACCAGGAUUAGUCGCCAACAAUGAAUGGGCAGUGAUACACGCGGGUACGGGAUUAUGGGAUCCUGUUAGACAGCGUUUCGAACAUACAUUGACCUUCCGUCCCGAAGAAAUGAGCUGCGGAAAUACACCGGGACACAAGAACCCCAUAGACUUUCAACAUGGGCAGUUCAUUUUCGGAAGUUCAAGUCCAGCAGCAGAGGCUAACGCGAUUUUGUGUUACAACGAAAAUAGGCAAUGCUGGGCCACCCCACGAGCCCUUAUGUUCAAAGGAUCCACCGAACCUCCUGUCCAGCGUUUCGAAGCACCAAGUGGUCCGUGGUACAGUCGUCUGCCUGACGCCGUUCAGCAACAAUCCGGUGCGUCCGCUACCUCAGCCGAACAUAAGAGCUUGACAGUCUUUAUGGUAACCUAG